This is a messenger RNA of Camellia sinensis, 986 nucleotides long. Lineage: Eukaryota; Viridiplantae; Streptophyta; Magnoliopsida; Ericales; Theaceae. The record is from RefSeq and is a predicted model, not a curated record.
CCGUCACGACACGGUCGUUGACGGGUUGGCGCGAAAGUAGAAUUGUCUACCUCUCUUCCUUUAACACAACCAUUACACAACCUUCUUCCCCUCCUCUCUCUCUCUCUCUCUCUGGAAAUUGGAAAUUGGAAAUUGGGUUUUCAUUACACAGGCAUCGACCUUUUCAAACCCAGAAACAAAUCAAUGGCGUUUCAUUUUCUUUUCAACAGAAGAGACAUCGAUUACAAUCAAAAGACGAUAACCGCCAUGGAUGAGAAAGAUGCGAGCUUCAAAGACGCAGCCAACGGAACGCCUCUCUCCACCGUGGCGGUGGCGUUCGAGGAACUUUCUAAAUCGGUGAAGUCUAGCCGCUCCUACGACCUCCGUUUGAAGCCCUUUUGCGAUGCCUGUUCUCUCGUCUCCGUCCUCUUCGGCUCCCUUGGCAUCGCCUUCAAAUUCGCCGAGUUGGAAUACUGCUCCAAGCCACAGUGGGAUGUAGACAUAGAUUCCCAUAGGGUGGCAGCAUGCCCAAUGUAGCAACGUUGAGGGUGAAGAAGGGAAAUGCCACUAGUGCGUGAUCUUGUGGAAGCGUCAAAUAUGUAUGGCACUUUAAAUAACGUACUUGACGUUGAUGUCAAAAAUGACACAGUGAGAACACAAGGAAGCCUUUCACGUAAUCUACGCAGAGUUAGGCAGGGUCUCGACCUCAUCAGAGCUAUAUUCGAAAAUUUUUUGUCUUCAGAGUAUGUUCCUCUCUUUUAUAGUAUCUUCCUUCUCUCACAUCUACUAAAAUGUUUCCUGGCACUUGUUAUUUGGAAAAAUUUAUGUCCUCCUAUUCAGGCUCGUUGAUACAAUAUGUGCUUUGAUGAUGCAUAUUAUUGCUCCACUAGAUGUAAUAAAGAAUCUUUGGUUUUGGACAUUGAGUAGUGUGUUACCAGAUUAUCUACUCUCUUGCUGUCAUUCUUUUCUUUCUUUGUGUUUUGUCACUUUAUGUUUAGUCUGCUUUA